AUGUCGUGGAGUGUGGGUUUAGGCGGCAGGAUGACAUUGGCCAAGCUCCUCCUUCCCUUCCUCCUUCUCCACCCUUUCUGUGAAGGGGCCUCCAACCAGCCACCGCGCUUCCAAAACGAAUUCUUCCAGACCUACCUUCUCAUCUACGAGAAUACAACUGUCGGUUCGAUGGUGGCCCAGCUGAAGGCAAAAGAUGAUGAAGGGGAAACCCUUAUUUAUGGGGUGUCUGGAGAAGAAGCCAAGAAGUAUUUUUCUGUGAAUAAGGAAACCGGCGUGGUCUGGCUUCGACAGCCGCUCGACCGUGAGGCCAAGUCAGAGAUGCAGGUUGAGUUCUUCGUGAGUGACAGCCAAGAGGUGGUCAAAGACACGGUGAACGUUCAGAUCGGAGACGUGAACGAUAAUGCUCCAAUCUUCCACGGCCAGCCUUACAACGUCCACAUCCCAGAGAAUACAACAGUGGGCACUACAGUGUUUAUAGUGAACGCCACCGAUCCGGAUCAGGGAACCGGCGGCAGCGUUCUCUUCUCCUUCCAGCCGCCGUCGCCCUUCUUCUCCAUUGACGGAGCCAGAGGCACCGUCACAGUCAACAAAGCACUGGACUACGAAACCACGGCGGCCUUCCAGCUUACUGUCAAUGCCACGGAUCAGGACCAGUGGAGGCCCCUGUCCCGGCUGGCCAACUUGGCCAUCACGAUCAUCGACAUCCAGGACAUGGACCCCAUCUUCACCAACCUCCCCUACAGCACCAACAUAGAGGAGGGCGCGCCGCCGGGCUAUGAGGUGCGCAAGAUAACGGCCAUUGACCAGGAUCUGGGCCGACCAAGAGGCAUCGGCUACACCAUCGUCGGAGGGAACACCAAUAGCGUCUUUGCCCUGGACUACAUCAGCGGGUCCCUGACAGUGAAUGGCCACCUGGACAGAGAAAACCCGCUCUACUCAGCAGGAUUCACACUCACUGUCAAGGGGACAGAGUUGAAUGAUGAUCGGACGCCGUCGGAGGCCACAGUCAUGACCACCUUCACCAUCUUGCUGAUUGACAAGAACGACAACGCCCCGAAGUUCAACAGCUCCGAGUACCGCGUCCGAAUCACCGAGCUGGCGCAGGUCGGCUUCGCCCUGCCCCUCUUCAUCCAGGCCGAGGAUAAGGACGAGGGGGUGAACAGCAUGUUCCAGGUGUUUCUGACAGGGAACAAUUCAGAUCAUUUCACCAUCUCCCCUACGGCGGUGCAGGGGCGAGCUGACAUCAGGAUGAGGGUGGCCAUGACGCUGGACUAUGAGAAAAUCCGAAGCUACAGCUUCUCUCUCUACGCCAACGAGUCCAUGUCGGACCACGUGGGUUUCGCCCGCGUCUUCAUCGAACUGAUAAACGAAAAUGAUAACCGACCCAUCUUCAGCAAACCACUGUACAACAUCAGCCUUCCCGAAAACACACCCAGGGGCACGUCGCUGCUCCGCAUCAUGGCUACAGACGGAGAUGUAGGGACAUUUGGAAUAGUGCGUUACUACUUCAGUGAUGAGCCAGAUCAGUUUUCUCUGGAUGUUGAGACGGGCUGGGUCCGUCUGCGGGCCAACCUGGACUACGAGCUGAUGCGCCGCUUCACGUUGACGGUGCUGGCGAGGGACGGCGGCGGGGAGGAGACAGCGGGGAGGCUCCGGAUCAACGUGCUGGACAUCAACGACAACUCGCCGCUCUUCCAGAAGGAGGCAUAUGUGGGCUCCUUGAGAGAGAAUGAGCAGGCUGCGCAGCAGGUGGCCCGUCUGAGGGCCACAGAUGAGGACUCUCCACCCAAUAACUUCCUAACCUACACCAUCACCUCAGUGUCGGCCUUCCCCGAGUACUUCAGCAUCAUCAUGGUGGAGGGCUACGCAGUGAUCACUGUGAACAACCCUCUGGACUACGAGCAGAUUCCUGAUGGGAUGAUCUACUUGACGGUAAUGGCCAAAGAUGGGGGGAACCCGGCCCUCAACAACACCGUCCCUGUCACUGUGGAGGUGAUUGAUGAAAAUGACAACCCGCCCAAGUUCAGCAAGCCGUCCUACAUCGUCAAAAUCCCAGAAAACCUUAUUGCAGGGGCAACAGUGCUGCUUGUGAAUGCCACUGAUUUGGACGCCUCGCGGGAGUUUGGCCAGGCCUCACUCAUCUACUCCCUGCAGGGCUCCUCUCAGUUCCGACUCAACUCCCGCUCAGGGGAGAUCACCACCACCGCCCUACUGGACCGAGAGCUGAAGUCGGAGUACAUCCUGAUCGUCAGAGCUGUGGACGGAGGUGUGGGCCCCCUGCAGAAGACUGGCAUCGCCACGGUGAACAUUACCAUCCUGGAUAUUAAUGACAACGCCCCCAUGUGGAGAGAUGAGCCGUACCAUACCAAUGUGGUUGAGAUGAGCCCCAUAGACACUGAUGUUAUCUCUGUGCUGGCAGUCGACCCUGAUGACGGGGACAACGGCACGGUGGUGUACAGUAUCAGCCCAGAAAAUCCCUUCUACACCAUUAACAGCAGCACAGGGAAGAUCCGCACCAGUGGUGCCACCCUGGACAGGGAGAGCUCCAACCCCAAGGACACACUGCUCAUGAGGACCAUCGUCAUCUCAGCUGUCGACCGUGGUACACCUCCACUGCGCGCCUCAGUAAGCACCACAGUCUUCGUCAACCUGCUGGAUCUCAAUGAUAAUGACCCGGCUUUUCUUAAUCUGCCUUUUGUGGCUGAAGUGCCAGAGGGGCUGCCGAGCGGAUCCUCUGUCUUCAAGGUCCAGGUGGAAGACCCAGAUGAGGAUAAGAACGGCCUGGUUACCAUGGCCCUACAGGUGGGCAUGCCUCGCCUGGACUUCUCCCUCAACACCACCACAGGGGUGCUGACCUCCACGGCGAUCCUGGACCAUGAGCAGAUCAGACAGUACCAUUUAAGGAUCAUCGCGUACGAUGCAGGGAAGUACCCUCGCACCUCGACGUCAACCCUCACUAUCACAGUCCUGGACAUGAACGACGAGACGCCCACCUUCUUCCCUCGGGUGUACAACGUCUCCCUGCAGGAGAGCGUUCCCAGGGAUCACGUCGUGGUGCGCCUCAACUGCUCCGACAAUGACGCCGGCCUCAACGCCGAGCUCAGCUACUUCAUCACAGGUGGUAAUCAGGACGGCAAAUUCAGCGUGGGCUUCAGAGACGGGGUGGUUCGGACCGUGGUUGGUCUGGACAGAGAAGCUCAGGCAGCGUACACUCUGGUCGUAGAAGCUAUAGACAACGGUCCAGCAGGCAGCCGGAGGACAGGCACCGCCACCGUGUUUGUGGAGGUGCAGGACGUCAACGAUAACCGGCCCAUCUUCCUGCAGAACAGCUAUGAGACCAGCAUACUGGAGACUGUGCCCCGAGGGACCAGCAUCCUGCAGGUGCAGGCUACAGAUGCAGACCAGGGGGAGAACGGCAGGGUUCUGUACAGGAUCCUCUCGGGGAACAGCAACAAUCUGUUCAGCAUCGAUAAGCACACAGGGCUGGUGACACGAGGCCUCAAGGCUCUGGACAGAGAAACCAGCAGCUCCCACGUGUUGGAAGUGGAGGCCUACAACAGCGACCACGGCAGGAUGAGGAGCUCCGUACGGGUGAUUGUGUACGUGGAGGAUGCCAACGAUGAGGUGCCGGUGUUCACCCAGCAGCAGUACAACCGACUGGGCCUCAGAGAAACUGCUGGCAUUGGCACAUCUGUGAUUGUGGUGCGCGCCACCGACCCUGACACCGGUGAUGGUGGAGCUGUAGCUUACGCCCUCGUGUCCGGCUCGGACCGCAAAUUUGAGGUGGACGUGAGCACGGGCCUGGUGACCACUGUGGACUACCUGGACUACGAGACCAAGACCACCUACCUGAUGAACGUCUCAGCCACCGACCAGGCCCCACCCUUCCACCAAGGCUUCUGCACCGUCUACGUCACCUUGCUCAACGAGCUGGACGAGGCCGUCGCCUUCUUCUCUGCCGGUUACGAGGCUUCGCUGCGGGAGAACAUCGCCACCGGAACGGAGGUGGUGCAGGUUCAGGCCCAGUCCGCCGACAACCUGAACCAGCUCACUUACCGCUUCGACCCCGACACCUCGCCUGCAGCUCUUGCUCUCUUCAAGAUAGACAGCAUCACGGGUCGUAUCACGGUGACAGGCCUGCUGGACAGAGAGAAGGGAGACCUGUACACACUGACAAUUGUGGCUGACGAUGGAGGACCCAAAAAGGACUCCACUGUGAAGGUGUCAAUCACCAUACUGGAUGAGAAUGACAACAGUCCAGAGUUUGACAUCACAUCUGAUUCUUCUGUGGACAUCCCAGAGGACACACCCAUGGGUCAAAAAGUGGCGGUGGUUCUCGGAAGGGAUAAAGACGCUGGGAACAAUGGACUGGUGAACUUUACUCUAGUGGCAGGCAACAUGCAAGAUGUGUUUGAGAUCAAGACGGUGAACCACACCUAUGGGGAGAUUUAUGUCAACUCUCCUCUGGACAGAGAGUCCGUAGACCGCUAUCUACUCAAGGUGCGUGCCACAGACAGUGGCUCGCCUCCCAGAUACACAGACCACUCGCUCACCAUCAAUAUCCUGGACGUCAACGACAAUGUGCCUGUCAUAGAGAGCCAGAGGGGCUACAACGUCAGUGUGAGCGAGAACGUUGGAGGAGGUACGUCCGUGCUGCGUGUGGUGGCUACAGAUCGUGACAUCGGCCCCAACGCCAUGCUGUUUUACUACAUCACCGCUGGGAACCAGGACCUGACCUUCCGCAUGGACCGAAUGACGGGGGAGAUGGUGACGCGUCCGGCCCCUCCUGACCGGGAGCGUCAGCAGGAGUACCGGCUGAUCGUCACGGUGGAGGAUGACGGCACACCUCCACUGUCGACCUCAACCACCGUCUAUGUUCACAUUGUGGAUGAGAACGACAACGCCCCAGAGUUUCCUGAGGAGGAGUAUGUCACCGUGCUGAGCGAGGGACCCGACACCGUGGGUGCCACCAUUGCCACGGUAACGGCCAUCGACCCCGACGAGGGUCUGAACGGCACGCUGCGAUAUGCAAUCGCCCAUGGCAACCUGGCCCAGACCUUUCGUAUCAGCCACAGCACCGGAAGAAUUACAGCUGUGAAGCAGCUGGACUUUGAGAUCAGCAAUGGUCACUACGCACUGGUUGUCACGGCAACGGACCAGUGUCCAAUUCCCGCCCUUCGCUUGACAUCGAGCACAACAGUGCUGGUGAAUGUCUUAGAUGUAAAUGACGUGACCCCCACCUUCUCCAAAGACUAUGAGGGACCCUUCGAUGUGACAGAGGGACAGCCGGGCCCUCGGGUCUGGACCGUCAAAGCCGUCGAUGAAGAUUCGGGGCUCAACGGCAAAGUGGAGUACAGCAUCACCGGCGGAGAUCCUCAGAAUGAGUUCAUGGUUUCCCCGGUGGAGGGCGAGCUGCGGGUGAGGAGGGAUGUGGAGCUGGACAGGGAGGUCACGGCCUUCUAUAACAUCACCAUCACAGCCCGGGACCUGGGCAACCCACCUCGCAGCAGCUCGGUGGUGGUGGGGGUUCAUGUUCUAGACAUCAAUGACAAUGACCCGGUGUUGCUGAACCUGCCGCACAACACCAGCGUGAGUGAGGGCGCCUCCAUACACACGUCUGUGGCCCAGGUCCGAGCUCGAGACGCGGACAACGGGCGCAACGCACUGCUGACAUACAACAUCACCGCUGGCAACCGAGAUGGAGCUUUCUACAUCAAUGACACUACAGGUGUGGUGCAGGUGAACCGACCCCUGGACAGAGAGCGUGUGGCUGAGUACAAACUCACCAUCACCGUCAAAGACAACCCCGAGAACCCCCGCAUCGCUCGCAGGGACUCAGACCUGUUGGUGAUCACUAUUCUGGACGAGAACGACAACAGGCCUAUAUUCACCAGGACGAGCUACCGGGCUGAGAUCACUGAGAACACUGCAGCAGGCAGUACUGUGACAGUGCUGAAUGGGCCAGUUCUGGCGGAGGAUAAGGACAUUGGACCCAAUGCUAUGGUCAAGUACCGCCUGCUGGGAUCCAGACUGGAUCUCUUCACUGUGGACGCCAAUACUGGUGUGAUACGCGUGCGACACGGGGCGCAGUUGGACCGCGAGGCGUUUCUGGAGCCCCGGGUGGAGCUGUUCCUGGUCGGGGAGGACGUUGGGGGCUUGAACAGCAGCGUCCCUCUCACUGUCACCAUCCUGGACGAGAACGACAACCCUCCUAUCUUCAGCCCGUCCAGCUUCAGUGUGCGACUUCCUGAGAAUAGCCCCACUGGUGUGGUGGUGACCCAGUUGUCAGCCACUGAUGCUGACUCAGGCUCCAAUGGCUGGCUGGUGUACCGGCUCGAAAGCGGCGCUCAGGACCGCUUUGUGGUCGACUCUCUCUCUGGUGUAGUGCUGGUGGGAAACGCCACGCUCGAUCGAGAAGAGCGCGGGUCCUACCGUCUCGUCAUCAUGGCAACCGACCGCGGCACGCCCCCUCUCUCUGGCACGGCCACCCUCACCGUCAUCCUGGAUGACGUCAACGACUCCCGGCCACGUUUCAUCAGGCCGGAAACCACCAUCAGCGUCAAUGAGUCCACUCCGCCGGGUGUGGUGGUGGCCACACUAAGUGCCGAGGAUCCUGACCUCCGGCCCCGCCUGGAGUAUUAUAUCAUCUCUGUGGAGGCAAAGGAUGAUGGGAACAACCCUGUGGAUGGCCUGCAGGAGUCCUUUGGUAUUGACUUCCACACUGGUGCUGUGUUUGUGCGCAACCCACUCAACCGAGAGCUGGUGGCCACCUUUGAGAUUAUUGUGUCUGUCCACGACAAUGCCAGUGAUAUUAUUGACAAGUCAGUCAGUGUUCCUAACGCGAGGCUAACCAUUAAUGUGCUGGAUGUGAACGACAAUGCGCCUCGUUUCCGGCCCUUUGGAGUCUCCAACUUCACAGAGAAGAUUCUGGAAGGCGCUCAGCCAGGCACAACACUUCUUUCAGUGUCCGCUGUAGACCCAGAUAAAGGUCCCAACGGCCAGGUCAUCUACCGGCUGCUCAACCUGCCCCGAGGAGGAUACCUCAGACUGGAGGACCCGUCCACCGGUAAGAUCGUAGCCAACCGGACGGUGGAUUAUGAGCAGGUACAGUGGCUGAAUUUCACAGUUCAGGCCCAGGACCACGGCAGCCCUCCCAGGACGGCUGAGCUGCCUGUCUUCAUGCAAAUAGUGGACAUCAAUGACAACAACCCUGUCUUUGCCCGGCCCUCAUAUCAGAAGCCGGUGUUUGAGGAUGUGGACUUGGGCACCACCAUAGUUCGAGUCAGCGCGACAGAUGCUGACUCUGGCCACUUCUCUGUGAUCGAGUACAGCCUGGUAGACGGGGAGGGCAAGUUUGGCAUCAGUCCCUCCACUGGAGAUAUCACCAUCCUCUCCCCUCUGGACAGAGAGACUAAGGACCACUACACACUGACCGCUAUCGCCCGGGACAACCCCGGCAGCAGCCCCAACAACAGGCGGGAAAACUCGGUCCAGGUCCUGGUGACAGUUCUGGAUGUGAAUGACUUUCGACCACGAUUCUCGGAGCGAAAUUUCAACACCAGCGUGUUUGAGAAUGAGCCCAGCGGGACGUCUGUCAUCACGCUGACUGCCACUGACCUGGACGAGGGGGAGAACGGCCUGCUGACCUACAGCAUGCUGGUUCCCUCCUCUGUCUCUUUAGAUGCGUUCUCCCUGGACCCAAAUACAGGCCUGGUGCGUUCUCUGCGUCUGCUUCAGUCCUUUGAGCGCUUCAACCUGACCGUGGUGGCGACAGACCAGGGGCGUCCUCCCCUGUGGGGCACGGCCUCCCUGCACAUCACUGUUAUCGACGUCAACGACAACAGACCCGUGUUUGUCAGGCCCACCAAUGGAACCAUCAUGCAUAUCUUGGAGGAGCAGCCCCCGGGCCUGCUGGUGUAUGAGGUGUUUGCCACAGACAGUGACGAGGGGGUGAAUGGACAGGUGCGCUAUGCCUUCCUGCAGACCGGGGCAGGUAACAGAGACUGGGAAAACUUUCACAUCGAUGCCUUGACGGGAGUCAUCACAACUGCUGUCAAACUGGAUCGGGAGAAACAGGCCCUGUAUAGCCUUAUCAUUGUGGCCAAUGACUUGGGCCAGCCAGUGCCUUACGAGACAACGCAGCCUCUGCAGGUGGCGCUGUUGGACAUUGAUGACAAUGAGCCUGUCUUCCUCAAACCUCCACGUGGCAGCUUGCCGUACCAGAUACUGUCAGUACCUGAGCACUCUGCUCCAGGUACCGUGGUGGGGAAUGUAACUGGAGCUGUGGACGCAGAUGAAGGCUCGAAUGCCAUUGUCUACUACUUCAUAGCAGGGGGGAACAGCGAUGGUAACUUUGGCCUGAGUCCACCCGGAGUGCUGAAGGUCAAGAAGGAUCUGGACCGGGAGGAGAUCCCAGUCUACUCCAUCAUUGUCAAGGCUUCCAGCAACAGGAACUGGACUCCUCCCAGGGGUCAGAGGGCAUCACGGGCCAGGGCACUGGACCCCACACAAGACCCCACCCUGCAGGAGGUCCACAUCCACCUGGAGGACAUCAAUGACCAGCCACCUCGCUUUACUAAGGAGGAGUACACCGCAGGAGUUGCAGCAGAUGCCAAAGUGGGCUCUGACCUGAUCAAGUUGGAGGCCAUAGAUAAUGACAUAGGCAAUAACAGUGUCGUCCAUUACCAUAUCAUCAGCAUCCGGUACAUCAAGCUGCUGUCCAAUGAUACUGAGGAUAUGGGCAACAUCUUCAUCAUAGGUGAGUCAGACGGUCUGAUCCGAACCUACGACCUGUUCACGGCCUACGACCCGGGCUACUUUCAGCUGGAGGUGCUGGUGCGUGAUGAGGCCGGGCACACCGAUGUCGCCAUGGUGGGCAUCUACAUCCUCCGGGACGACCAGCGGGUCAAGAUUGUCAUCAACGAGACGCCAGAGAGAGUCCGUCUCUUCCAGGAGGAGUUCAUCAACCUGCUGUCCAACAUCACUGGAGCCAUCGUCAACACUGACGACCUGCAGUUCCAUGUGGACAAGAAGGGCAGGGUGAAUUUUGCUCAGACGGAUGUGCUGAUCCACGUCGUCAACAAGCAGACCAACCGCAUCCUGGACGUCCAAAGGGUGAUCCAGAUGAUCGAUGACAACAAGGAGCAGCUGAGGAACCUGUUCAGGAAUUACAACAUCAUGGACGUUCAGCCUGCUGUGAGCGGCAAAGUGCCUGACGACUUCUCCACACUCCAGCUGGUCAUCAUUAUCCUGGCUGUGCUGCUGUUCUUGGCUGGCAUUUUGUUUAUCACAGUGAACUGGCAUUAUCGCAGAGUACACAAGAGGAAGCUGAAAGCCAUCGUCGCCGGGUCCACAGGGAACCAGGGUCUCAUGGAUAUCCUGGACAUGCCCAACACGAACAAGUACUCUUUUGAGGGGGCCAACCCAGUGUGGCUUGACCCGUUCUGCCGUAACCUGGAGCUGGCGGCCCAGGCCGAGCACGAGGACGACCUGCCCGAAAACCUGAGCGAGAUCACCGACCUGUGGAACAGCCCCGCACGCACUCACGGCACGUUUGGCCGAGAGCCUCAAGCUAAGCCUGAGGAUGACCGGUACUUGAGAGCCGCCAUUCAGGAGUACGACAACAUCGCCAAGCUGGGUCAGAUCAUGAGGGAGGGGCCCAUCAAGGGCUCCCUGCUCAAGGUGGUCCUGGACGACUACCUGAGGUUGAAAAAGCUCUUUGCAGCCAGAUUGGUCACCAAGUCCACCAGCCAGGGAGAUCACUCAUCAAUCACCGAGCUGAUUCACAGUGACCUGGAUGAUGAUGAGGAUGAGCAUCUCGGCAUGGGCGGAGGUCGUGGAACUCUGCGCUUCAAACACAAACUCCCCGUGGAGUUGAGGGGUCCUGAGGGCGUGCACGUGGUCCACGGCAGCACAGGCACACUUCUGACCUCGGACCUCAACAGCUUGCCCGAGGACGACCAGCGGGCCCUGGCGCGUUCUCUGGAGGCGUUGAACGCUGACGGCGGGCUGUAUUCGGAACGUAACGCGCGCACAGAGUCGGCAAAGUCGACCCCGCUGCACCGCAACAAGGACGGGGACACCCUGUCGGCGAGUCCUCUGGAGAUCACUGAGUUAUGACUAGCCGAGGCCUCGCUGGUCUGAAAGAAACCACGACUCGUGUGUGUCCUUGUGCCCCGUCCUGCCUCCACAUUUACUACCUGACAAAGUUGGGGAAGCUUUUUGGAGGGGGGGCUGGUGGAGGAGUGUGUGUAGUCUAGGGAACCUCAACUACCAACCUCAGAACAACCAACCUCAGCACAUCAGUGAGACGGUCUGCGAGACCACUCACUCCCAAAUAGGUGGUUUGGGUGGUUUUUAUACCAGAGGUGGUCCCAAGAUAGACAUUUCAAGAGCAGGAUUAUUCAAAUGACCUUUAAUAAAUGGAACAUCAUAAGCAGGGCACUUUGUCUGCCACAUGCUGCUAGACAAAAACCAACUUGUCUCAUAGACAUUCAUCCAAAGAGCUGGGUGGAAGAGAGAGACAAAGCCUCCCUAUGGGAGAUGCUUGUUGAACCACGACCUUAUAAUUGUCAGAGGGUGCCUCAUUCUCCUUCAUCCUUUUGAAAUCGUACCUGGACUGCGUACACUCACUCACACACACACACACAAAUGCGCACACUGAAAAAAAGGAAGGUACACGCGCUCAGACCAGCGAAUGGCCAUCAAUGGGACACUGAGAAAAUGAUGCAAUUCUUUAUCAUGCUCUGAUAUUUUUUCAUGUAAGAUAAUGCAAUCAGUGUUGAAAGGGGAUGGGGGAGCAGGAGAGCUACAGAGGAGCCUUGUCUUUCAGAUACAUGGACUUUUAAUACGAACAAGAGCACUUUGAUACAUCCCUGAGUAACGUUCAUAAGAAUAAAUUCCUCAGCUAACACCAUGAGAGAAAGGGUCCCUUGGCUCAUUGAAAAUGAACCUGGCUUAGUAAUGUUAGCCUUGCUGAAGAAAGGUUUGUCAGAACAACAACAAAGGAGAAAAACAUUCAGUUUGCAGGGCAAAAAUGAGUAUUCAGACACUUUUCCAGCCCAACAUCUUCAGCAUGGAAUGAGCCAAACAUGUACAAGGUGACCAUUCACUGUUACUUGAAAGAUUUGUCUUGUGAAGACGAUGGACAGAAACUAUGGAUGAGUGUUUCAAAGAUUGGGGCCACAGCAAAAAACAACAAAAAAAAGCAAAAACAAAAAAAAUACCUUCUUACAUUUUAUGAAACAUUUGAUAUCAAAGUCAAAGGCAGUAAAACAAAGCCCUAGUAUGGACUUGUAAGAAUAUGUGGAAUAAAAACUAGAAAUAAAAAAGAAAUGAUCCCACAUCUGGGGACUGAAAGAUGGCAAGGUGCCCACAAAUAGACUUUACACUGCCACCAGAGUAAAAGAGUAAAUGCUCAAAAUGAGCAGUGUUUGCUUUAUUUUUUUAUUUUAUAGAAAAUAUUAAAAAAGAGAAUAUGUGAUGGAAUUAAAAAUAUUUUUGAAGAAAAAUGCUGGCUUACCAAAAUGGGUAGAGAACAGUUAUGGAUGUUUGGAGUAUGUGUAUAUUGUGCUAUGGUGGCAUUUGUUGUUGUCUGUUUUCCUUUGUAUAGCAACUGACAGUUUCUGAUGAGUGGUGUGUUUCUAACAUUAUUUUUAUAUUCCCAUUUUGUAAGUUUUUAUUUUUUGUCAUUUAUUGUCACCAGCCCUGAGAUCUGUGUUGGGAAAUGUUGUUGGAUGAUCUGUGAUAAUAAAAUAAAUAUGCAAUGGC
Messenger RNA from Myripristis murdjan (pinecone soldierfish), 11769 nucleotides. RefSeq names its product cadherin-related 23 (gene cdh23). Gene Ontology annotation, molecular function: calcium ion binding; beta-catenin binding; cadherin binding. Gene Ontology annotation, biological process: multicellular organism development; homophilic cell-cell adhesion; cell migration. The record is from RefSeq and is a predicted model, not a curated record. Gene Ontology annotation, cellular component: cell-cell junction; catenin complex; plasma membrane. The transcript has 69 exons. Lineage: Eukaryota; Metazoa; Chordata; Actinopteri; Holocentriformes; Holocentridae. Bases 1 to 10119 code for a protein of 3372 amino acids.